GGACUAUGCAUGAAGGCACCAAGGUCGAUGACGUCAAGGACCAAGCUUGCCCCGCGUUUGCAAAAAUUUCGAUGGCCGUAGCCAAUCGCCGGUCUCGGGGAAAGUCGCAUCGAGACUUCUCAUCUUCAUAGAUUACUCUUGACCGAGUUAGACUUGGAGUUCCGACCACAGGCGACUAGCUCAAACGAUUGGCACCACAAGCAUCCAUCGACCAGGUCUACAUUUAGGACGAUGUCUCCAUCUUCUCUGCGCGAUCGAACCAUCAAUCUCGGUGCCGGACCAUGCACCCUGCCGACAUCGAUUCUUGAAGUAGCAUCCCAAGGCUUGCUCGACUACGAAGGGACGGGGAUGGGCUUGGUUGAGCUAUCGCAUCGCUCGAAAGACUUCCAAAAGCUAAAUUCGAAUACGAUCGACAACCUACGAACCCUCUUGACCGUCCCAGAAAAUUUUGAAAUCCUAUUCAUGCAAGGUGGCGGUUUGACUCAAUUCUCGUGCGUGGUCAUGAACCUCGUCAACCAGUUCAGACUCAAAAACAAGUCGGAUCCGUCAGAUCAAGUCGUGGUUGAUUAUCUGAUUACCGGAAGUUGGAGUCUCAAGGCCUCUAAAGAAGCUGCAAGACUUGGCUGUCAAGUCAACGUUGUCGCGGAUGGUCGUCAAUUUAGUGCGGACUCGAAAUCGUUCCAUUCCAUCCCGAAUCCGAUAGAUUGGAAGCUAUCCCAACAACUCGAUCAGCCUAAAUCAACUCCGGCGUUCUUGUACUAUUGCGAUAAUGAGACAGUCCAUGGAGUCGAAUUUCAAACGCCCGGAUUUCCAAUCGACCAACUACCCGAAGCAUAUCAAGAGAAAGUCCCUUUGGUCGCUGACGUGUCAUCCAACAUCUUGUCUCGUAAAAUAUCUCCUCAACUUUGGAAACGGCUUGGGAUUGUGUUUGCUGGAGCUCAAAAAAAUAUGGCCCCAUCUGGUCUAACGGUCGUCAUAGUCCGGAAAGAUCUAAUCACCAACCUCGACGAGGCCGUUCCAUUUGGAGGACUUCGAGUGCCAGAUAUGUUGAGCUAUAAAAACAUGGCCGAUCAUCAAUCGCUUUACAAUACUCCACCGAUGUUCUCAAUCUAUGUUUGUAAUUUGGUCUUAAAAGAUUUGUUGUCGAAGGGUGGAGUGGAAGCGAUCGAAGAGAUCAACAAGGAAAAAUCUAAAUUAGUUUAUCAAGUAAUUGAUAAUAGUCAAGGUUUCUACAUUAAUUCGAUCGAUCAAAACGCUCGGAGUAGGAUUAAUAUCAUCUUCAAUUGUCGAGGCGGGCCGUCAAUCGAAGACCAAUUUGCACUUGAAGCUGAAAAGUCUUACGGAAUCAAACAAAUCAAAGGUCAUAGGUCGAUUGGCGGCAUUCGCGCUUCGUUAUAUAACGCAGUCACUUUGGAUCAAGUUAAAGUGUUAUGCAACUUCAUGAGAGAAUUUAUGUCCAAAAAUUCAACAUAAUUCUGCAAGUACAAAUCUUUCCGACGUACACAAUCUCCAAAAGAAAUCCAACAAGCAAAACCUCUUGAAAUAUAACGAAAUUGCAAUCUUUUCCGACAAAUUUGCAUUCUACUUGGCAUGCAACUCAUGAAAUCAGACAGACUGAACGACAGAAGAACACUCGUCUCUCCUGCCCAUUUGCAUUCCCUUUUUUUGUCUUUCUAUCUCUCUCUUAGAUGCAAGGGCAACACAAUUCCUGUUCCUCUUCCCUGAGUCAACUUUAACUCUUUGGUUAGUCAAGUUCAAUUCUUUAGUUAGUUGGUUGACAAUCAAUGUAUCUACCUCUUUGAUCUUACGACAACAAAAUGCUUGCUCUACAUAGCUUAGCUAGUUUUUUCAGAUGCUUUCAUAAUUCAAAGCAAGUUCUUACAUAUUUCCCUGC
Messenger RNA from Puccinia graminis f. sp. tritici CRL 75-36-700-3, 1894 nucleotides. RefSeq lists its product as uncharacterized. The coding region runs from base 232 to 1473 and encodes 413 amino acids. Gene Ontology annotation, biological process: L-serine biosynthetic process. The record is from RefSeq and is a predicted model, not a curated record. The transcript is spliced from 2 exons. Gene Ontology annotation, cellular component: cytoplasm. NCBI's taxonomy places the organism in Eukaryota, Fungi, Basidiomycota, Pucciniomycetes, Pucciniales, Pucciniaceae. Gene Ontology annotation, molecular function: O-phospho-L-serine:2-oxoglutarate transaminase activity; pyridoxal phosphate binding.